AUGCAACUGUGUUCAAUUGAUACUUCUUGUUCUGGUCCAACUUCAACAAGUCAUUGGAUCAUUCGAGACGUGCUUCUGGCAAGUGCCUAUCCAGGUGCAAAGGAUUAUGAUGAACAUCGACAAAUAACACGAUCGAUUUAUAAGAGUGGAGUUCAUGUAUUUGUUAAUUUAAUGGAACUGAAAGAGCUUAUACGUUUCACUCCUUAUGAAUCUGAUAUUCAAGAAUAUGCUCGUCAAGAUAAUCGAAAAGUUGAAUUUAUUUCAUUUCCAAUACCUGAUCAAUAUAUUUGUCGUGAUAAUGAAAAAUUAUUAGACUUUUGUUUGAAUCUAUGUAAAAGAAUUCGAGAUGAUCAACAAAAUAUUGUUAUUCAUUGCUGGGGUGGUCAUGGACGAACAGGAACAAUUAUAUCUAUUCUUAUUGGAAUAUUAUUUAAUUUAGAAGCUGAUGAUGCUAUCAAGUAUAAUUAUCAGUUAAAACGACAACGUCUGAGAGUUAAAGGAAAAACAAGUUCACUUCAUUCUCGUCAAUGUGAACAGGUUCAAACAGUGUUAAGAAUAUAUCAAGAUCAACAAGAAUCUUUCGUUGAACAAGAAAUAUUGGAAUAA
Adineta steineri is the source of this 606-nucleotide messenger RNA. NCBI's taxonomy places the organism in Eukaryota, Metazoa, Rotifera, Eurotatoria, Adinetida, Adinetidae. The record is from the annotation of a GenBank genome assembly.